GAGUCCAGGGGUCAGGGGGCAGCUACUAAUGUCAGUGCCAGGCCUGCGGCGGGUAGAGUGCACCCGCCACCUGUGGGGCUCAGGAUCAGAGGUGAGACUGAAUUCCACAGCCUCCUCUCCGACGAGCUGGGUAGUGCCAUGGGUGUCUGGAAGCAGCUGAUGCUUCUGAUGUUGCUGCUCCUGGGGGGGGCCCUAGGGAACCCUCUGUGGCUGGCUCCUGUGGCAGUUGCCCUGCGCUGGACCCUCGGAGACCCCCUGUGCUUCCUGCUGCUGGGCCUGGUGGCACUGGUCUGGCCCUGGAUCAGCCCCUGGCAGCCUUCCUUGCUGGGCUUGGUGGCUGCAGUCCUCACUGUGAUCCUGGUUCCCACACGGCCGCCCCCAGGGCUGCGCUGGCUGCCUGCAGAUGUGGCCUACUUAGUCAAGAUCCUUCAUUUGGGGCUGAGGAUCAGAGCACGCCUGGCACGACAGCCCCCUGACACCUUUGUGGAAGCCUUCGAGCGAAGGGCACGAGCACAGCCUGGCCAGGUGUGCUUGGUGUGGACUGGGCCUGGAGCCUGUACAGUCACUGCUGGAGAGCUAGAGGCCCGGGCCUGCCAAGUGGCAUGGGCCCUGAAGGCUGAGCUGGGUGGCUCAGAGGCCCUGCGUCCUGAGGAGCCUGCUGCUCUCCUGGUGGGAGCCUCGAAGGCCAUUUCUGCUCUGAGUCUGUGGCUUGGGCUGGCCAAGCUGGGCUGUCCUGUGGCCUGGAUCAAUCCAAACAGCCGUGGGGCGCCCCUGGCACACGCUCUGCUCAGCUCAGGGGCCCGGGUGCUGGUGGUGGACCCAGACCUCAGGGACACCCUGGAGGAGGUCCUGCCCAAGCUACAGGAUGCACACAUUCACUGCUUCUACCUCAGCCACACCUCUGCCACGCCUGGUGUGCGGGCCCUGGGGGCCGCCCUGGAUGCUGCACCCUCUGACCCAGUGCCUGCUCACCUACGUGCAGUGAUCAGGCGGCAAAGUCCUGCUCUGUUCAUCUACACCUCGGGGACCACAGGGCUCCCAAAGCCAGCCAUCCUCACACAUGAGCGAGUGCUGCAGGUGAGCAAGAUGCUGACCUUGUGUGGGGCAACAGCUGAUGAUGUGGUCUACAACGUCCUGCCUCUCUACCACACCAUGGGGCUUGUCCUGGGAGUCCUCGGCUGCCUGGAGCUCGGAGCCACCUGUGUCCUAGCACCCAAGUUUUCUGUCUCCUGCUUCUGGGACGACUGUCGGCAGCACGGCGUGACUGUGAUCCAGUACGUGGGCGAGGUUCUGCGAUACCUGUGCAAUGCUCCCCAGAAGCCAGAAGACAGGGCACACAAAGUCCGCUUGGCAAUGGGCAACGGCCUCCGAAAAGACGUAUGGGAAACCUUCCAGAAGCACUUUGGUCCCAUUCAGAUCUGGGAAUUCUAUGGUUCCACAGAGGGCAACUUGGGCUUAGUCAACUAUCCAGGGCGCUGUGGGGCUGUGGGCAAGAUGAGCUCGUUCCUACGGGUGCUGUUUCCCUUUGAGCUUGUGCAGUUUGACAUGGAGGCGGCAGAGCCUGUGAGAGAUGAGCGUGGCUUAUGUGUCCCUGUGGAGCAAGGGAAGCCAGGGCUCCUACUGACCAAGGUACUAAGACACUACCCUUUCAUGGGCUACCGUGGUUCUCGAGAGCUAUCCGAGCGGAAACUGGUACAGGCUGUGCAGCGUCCUGGAGAUGUUUACUACAACACUGGGGAUGUCCUGUCCAUGGAUCAAGAAGGCUUUUUCUACUUCCAUGACCGCCUUGGGGACACCUUUCGAUGGAAAGGUGAGAACGUGUCCACACGCGAGGUGGAGGGCGUGUUGUCACUGGUGGAUUCCCUGCAGGAAGUGAAUGUCUAUGGUGUGUCAGUACCAGGGUGCGAGGGCAAAGUUGGCAUGGCUGCUGUGAGGCUGGCCCCUGGCCAGACAUUUGAUGGGAAGAGACUGUACCAGCAUGUACGUGCAUGGCUGCCCACAUAUGCAGCCCCCCAUUUCAUCCGUGUCCAGGACACCCUGGAGAUCACAAGCACAUUCAAGCCAGUCAAGACCCACUUGGUGCAAGAGGGCUUCGACGUGGGGGUCAUCGCCGAGCCCCUGUUCAUCCUGGACCACCAGGCCCAGACCUUCCAGCCCCUGACAGCAGACACCUAUCAGGCUGUGUGUGAGGGAACCUGGAAGCUCUGACCAUCCGGCCAGCCCACAGAAUGCCUUAAGGGGUAGGGGCUGAGGCUGAGUUCCCAGGCCUCAGAGCGCUGUCAUGAUUCUAGAUUUACAGGUUGGGAAUAACACUGGCCCUGUAACCAGGCAAGAAUAAACUCAAAUGUGUGACAGG
This is a messenger RNA of Octodon degus (degu), 2356 nucleotides long. It is a transcript of the gene Slc27a5, whose product is annotated as solute carrier family 27 member 5. The transcript is spliced from 10 exons. Gene Ontology annotation, biological process: very long-chain fatty acid metabolic process; long-chain fatty acid import across plasma membrane; triglyceride mobilization. Gene Ontology annotation, cellular component: endoplasmic reticulum membrane; endoplasmic reticulum. The record is from RefSeq and is a predicted model, not a curated record. Gene Ontology annotation, molecular function: long-chain fatty acid-CoA ligase activity; fatty acid transmembrane transporter activity; long-chain fatty acid transmembrane transporter activity. NCBI's taxonomy places the organism in Eukaryota, Metazoa, Chordata, Mammalia, Rodentia, Octodontidae. The coding region runs from base 139 to 2208 and encodes 689 amino acids.